ACAAUACACUUUGUCUGCAACAUUCCAGAUGAUUAUAGGAAGGAUUUGUGCUCUAAUAAUUGCUAACAUCCAGCAGUUCUAUUUGCCAUGAAUGAAGCUGAACAUGUCUGAAAUAUAAUUUGACAGGGUCACAUAUUGUGUUUAAAACGACCUCCCCACUGUUCUUAAACAUACACUGACAUAACUGCUUAAAGGGAAAAAUCCAAACAAACCUUGGCAACACUUUAAAAAAAAAUGAUUUCAAGGAAAGAAAUCGUAUGUGUACAGAAACAGAUUCAAGGCUAGCCCCGCCAGGCCCUGGGCUGCGGCAGGUGCUGGCCUUGUAGAACCAGCACGUGCUCCCGGUGUUGCCACAGGAGCGUUGGCGGCGCCCGGCAGUGCCAUGAAGGAAAAUGGCGUCGACAACCCGGCUUUCGAGCCUCCCAGCCCAACGCACGGAGCUCGGCAGAGACCCUCAGCCCCCGGCCUUGAGCGGCCCAGCUUUGACCCGGACGAGCAGUGCUGCAAGUUCGCGCCCCCAGCCCUGCAGGUUUGCAACACCCCCGAAGGCUACUUGUUCUUUUACAGCCUCCUCUCAGUUUUGCAAGGCAUUGUGGUAAAUGGACUAGUGAAUGUGAGCAUUUCCACUAUUGAGAAGCGCUUUGAAAUGAACAGCUUCCUCAGUGGUGUAAUCUCUGCCGGCUAUGACAUUUCAUUCUGUGUCUUAUGCCUUUUCGUGUCUUUCUUCGGUGCAAGAGGGCACAAACCACGAUGGCUGGCUUUGGCAUCUUUCCUGAUAGGAUUAGGAUCACUUGUGUUUUCCUUUCCACAUUUUUUUAGUGGGAAAUAUAUAUAUGGAGAGAGAUUUGAUGACACCUGCAGAACAUUUCAUCCUAGAGCACAUAACAUGUCGUGCACUGCCGAAUCCAGCUCCACACUCUCCAGAUUCUUCUAUGUUUUUCUUCUGGGACAGCUGAUAAUGGGAGCAGGAGGAACUCCCCUUUACACUCUGGGAACAGUUUUCAUUGAUGAUAGUGUCCCAAAACACACAGCUUCAAUUUAUAUAGGAAUUUCUUAUGCCAUGUCAUCAUUGGGUCCUGCUAUUGGCUAUGUGUUAGGAGGCCAGAUGCUUAGAAUCUAUGUUGAUUUCAAACAUCCGGGAAGUGUAGACAUUGAUCCAGAUGACCCACGUUGGGUUGGAGCCUGGUGGAUAUCAUUUGUUGUAUGCUGUUUCGGUACAUGGCUUUUAGUAGCACCGUUUUCAUAUUUUCCAAAACAUCUGCCAGGUACACGCAAAAUAAGAGCUGACAGGAUUUCUGAAACACAUCAUCAAGGAAGUGACACAAGUACUGAAUGCAAAGAUCUUGGGAUGAACAUUAAAGACUUUCCAGUGGCUCUCUGGAGGCUGCUGAAGAACCCUGUGUUCAUGAGUCUUAUAAUAGCUGCUUCAUUAGAAAGUAUACAAGUCACUGGCUUUGCAACUUUCUUGCCCAAAUAUAUAGAACAUCAGUUUGGAUAUUCAGCUAGUUAUUCAGCUACUUUAGCAGGGCUUGUAUUAGUUCCAGGAUCAUCAAUAGGCCUAAUGAUAAGUGGAACCUUGGUUUCCAAGCUUGAAUUGAGUUGCAAAAAUGUAAUUAAGUUUAUUAUCGCUAAUUGUUCAGUGGCACUUUUACUAAAUAUGGUGUUUCUGUUUGCUAAAUGUGGAAAUGAACCCUUUGCAGGUGUAUCUGAAACAUAUAAUGGGACAGGUACAUUAACAAACUUGUCUGCACCAUGUAAUGCUGAUUGCAGAUGCUUAGAAUCAUAUUAUUCCCCAGUGUGUGGUACAGAUGAAGUACAGUAUUUUUCUCCAUGUUAUGCAGGAUGUGCUGCAUCAUAUAUAAGACUACCUCAGAGGAAUGUAAAGGUGUAUACUAACUGUUCCUGUAUUGUGAAUCCAAAACAUCAAAUUAAAAAUAUCACUCAUGGAGCCAAGGAUGAGAGAUGUAAAUCCAAGUGUAAAGUCCUUCCUGUGUUCAUUGGCUUCUUCUUUUUUGCUGUAUUUUUUACGUUUAUGGCAGGUACACCUACAACUGUGGCUAUUCUUAGGUGCGUACCAGAAAGGCUUCGAUCAUUUGCUAUGGGUGUUCUAAUGCUGUUUAUACGAAUUCUGGGUACUAUCCCUGGACCAAUAGUGUUUGGUGUUGCAAUAGACGAAACAUGUACUUUAUGGUCAGUAGAUACAUGUGGAGUUAGGGGAUCAUGUUGGACCUAUGACAACAAAAGAAUGGCAUAUAUGUUAGUAACUAUAAGUGCAGUUGCCAAAAUAAAUACAAUUAUAUUUACUGUUGUAGCACUUGUCUUCUAUAACCCUCCACCAACUCAAACUGCAGCUUCACAGGAGAGAGAUGAAAUGGAAACUGCUGUAUAACAUGAUGAACAAACAGCUAAAACUUUCAGAGAAACUUGCAGACAAAUCUAAGACUCAAGGGACAGCUUUGAAAGAACUUGUAAUAGCAGCUAGCAUGGCAGUUGUGCCUGCUGAAAUGAAUGAUACCAGCACUUCUUGAGCAACCAGUUCAUGUUUUUAAAAUAAAUACAGCUUGUCAGGUUUA
Messenger RNA from Hemicordylus capensis (graceful crag lizard), 2573 nucleotides. RefSeq names its product solute carrier organic anion transporter family member 4C1-like. NCBI's taxonomy places the organism in Eukaryota, Metazoa, Chordata, Lepidosauria, Squamata, Cordylidae. The record is from RefSeq and is a predicted model, not a curated record. The transcript is spliced from 14 exons. Gene Ontology annotation, molecular function: protein binding. Gene Ontology annotation, cellular component: membrane. Bases 383 to 2389 code for a protein of 668 amino acids. Gene Ontology annotation, biological process: transmembrane transport; sodium-independent organic anion transport.